Gymnodraco acuticeps is the source of this 1813-nucleotide messenger RNA. RefSeq lists its product as uncharacterized. NCBI's taxonomy places the organism in Eukaryota, Metazoa, Chordata, Actinopteri, Perciformes, Bathydraconidae. The transcript has 2 exons. The coding region runs from base 638 to 1561 and encodes 307 amino acids. The record is from RefSeq and is a predicted model, not a curated record.
GUACCACACACACUCAGAUGGCCAUACUAUCUAUAAUGGCUGAUGUCAAACAAAAAGGUUCAAUAAGCUAUAAAACUAAAAAGAAUGUCUUGAAAAUAUUACAAAAGAAAUAAUAAGAUAGUGUUUCAAUCACUUUCAAUCACAAUCAUUAAAAGCUGGGGUCCUCUACUAUUGCAUAAGGGCGCAGCAUAGCCGUUGAAAAACAUAUGCCAAAAGCUUCCGUUAUUUAUUUUGGUCUCUUGGCUUUCAUGUCUAUUGGUUCUUAAAAACAGCAGGGAUAAGCUGUUAAACUGCUGUUGUCUUUUGCCGGGCUCCGGUGAUUGCCAAAUCUGGGUGAUGCCUUCUGAUAUGAUUUAGCAUGUUUGGCUUGUGUUAGCAUUAGCAUACCACACCGCUGUCGAACAACGCCGGCACACCGUCCUCAUCCGAUCCACCACACACACUCCAUCGUUAUUGUAGUCCACAGGGAACCCGAAAUGUUCCUGAUUUUAAAAGAAGCAGGUGGGUCAGGUCUUCUAGCUCCUGUGUGUUAUCUGAACUCGCAAUACUAACUUUUCUUCUUCUUGUAUUUUGUUCAUUUUGUUGUGCUGCCUCAGCCGUUUUGCCCUUAGGCCUGCUGUCGCUGCACCCCAUGUAGAUGUGGCUGAACAGCCUUCACUUGGACGCCAAGUGGCACAGGCACAGGAGAGUCAGGGUGUCUCAGCGGUGCCUCCACUCUGUCCCGCUGGAGGGACAGGGCCUAUCUUCUGAUGGGCAUGUCCAUGGGCGCCAUCCCAUCCCGCCGGAGACUGUCACUGUGGAUGCAUGUCUCUCAGGGUGGGGUGUGGCAGGGCAGGACUGCUCAGGGUCAGUGGUCUGCCCAGGAAGGUGCACGCCAUAUCAACGUGCUAGAGCUUCGGGCUGUGCUGCUUGCACUCAUGCACUUUUUAUCCCUACUGGCUGUCAAGUAUUUGCUUGUUCGCUCGGACAACAUGUCCGCUGUGGCACAAAUCAACCACCAGGGGGGCACCAGGUCCGCACAGCUGCUCCGGGUUUCACAGAGCCUCUUGUCUUGGGCGUUCCCCUGCCUGGCCAGUCUGCGGGCAGUCUUUCUACCAGGAGACCAGAAUCAGGUCGCAGAUUUCCUCUCUCGGCACAAGCCUUCACCGGGUUAGUGGAGGCUUCAUCCAGAGGUGGUGGAGACAAUUUGGAGCCUUUUCGGCAGGGCCCAGAUGGACCUCUUUGCCUCGGAAGAGUCGAGGCACUGCCCCCUCUGGUUCUCCUGGGCAGAGGUGACCAGCCCGAUGGGUCAGGACGCUCUGGCGCACGACUGGCCAGACAGUCUCCUGUAUGCCUUCCCGCCACUGCCUCUGAUACUACAGACGCUUCAGAGGGGGGGCACAGGCUCCUUCUGGUCACCCCCCGCUGGCCGGGGAGAGUUUGGUUUCCACUGCUGCGCAGUCUCUGCUGCAGCCCACCAUGGCGUCUCCCAGACCGGAAGGACCGUCUGUCACAGCUCAGGGGUCAGAUCUGGCAUCCCGACCCUCGCCGCCUUCAGCUGCGGGGCCCAACCCGCUGUUGAGCAUUUUCACGGCAUCUGUCAGGGAAACUAUCCUGAAUGCCAGAGCACCAUCCACUCGAGCACAGUAUGAAUGCAAAUGGAAGCUCUUCUCCCACUGGUGUUUGGGUAAGGCUGAGAAUCCGGGGCAUUGCUCUGUUGCCACCAUUCUAGAGUUCCUGCAGUCCCUUCUGGAUAGUGGACGUUCUCACUCCACUUUGAAGGUAAAUGGUAAAUGGACUGUACUUAUAUAGCGCUUUAUCCAGUCUUUAAGAC